AUGAAGAAAUGGAUGGAGGAGAAGGAAGAGAUGAAAAAGCAUAUAGAAAGGUUAGAGAAGAAAAUGGAGGAGAUGCAGGCAAGGAAGCAAGGAACGAAUGAGAAUGGAGGAGAAGCAAAUGAGGAGGUGAAGAGGCUAGAGAAGAAGAUGAGAGGUAUAGAGAUAAGAAUAGAAAGGGAAGAGAGAGAGAAGAGAAGGAAGAAUAUAGUAAUAAGAGGGAUAAGAGGCGGAAAAGAGAAGGUAGAGACGGAGAUUAGGAAAUUAAUGAAAGAGAAUGGAGUAAAAGAGGAAGGACUAGAAAUCAAGACGAUAGAGGAUGGAAAGGAAGGAGAAGUAAAAUUAGCGGUGGUAAAGAUGGAAGAUUUGGAGGAGAAGAAGAGAUCGAUGAGAGAAAGAAGAAAGUUAGGAGAAAAAGGAGUGAGAAUCGAAGACGAUUUAACGUGGGAGCAGAGAAGGAUGAAGUGGAAAAUGGAAGAAGCAGCAAGAAACGAAAGAGAAAAUGGCAAAAGAGUGUGGCUGAGAUAUGGACGGAUUCAGAUAGAGGGGAAGUGGUGGAGGUGGGAUGAGGAGGAAGAAGUAUUAAAGGAUGAAGAAGGGAGGAUAUGGAAAGAGAAGGAGACGAAUAGAUGGGGUUUGAGUAACAAGGAUAGAGAAUUCUGGAGAGACCUGGAGAAAUGGGAUGCAAUAGUAAUGAUGGAGACGUGGGUGGAGGAAAAAGGAUGGCGAAAGGUGAGAGAUAGGCUUCCAGAGGGAUUCAUAUGGAGAAUGCAGGCGGCAGUAAAGAAGAAUAAGAAGGGAAGGGCAGCAGGAGGAAUGAUGAUAGGUAUAAGAAAGGAGGUAGCAAUAACGGAUACGGAGAGAGAGGAAGAGUCAGAGGGAGUCAUGAUAGGUAAGGUAAAAUUGGAUAAGAAGAUAAUUAGAGUGGUAGGAGCAUACGUAAAUGGAGACAUGGAGAGGAAGCUAAGUAUACUGGAAGGAUGGAUGGAGCAAAAGGAAGAGGGAAGGUGUUCGAAGGAUAAGAAGAUAAAUAAGGAAGGAAAGAAGCUGAUUCAAAGUAUAAAGGAAAGAGGAUGGUAUAUUUUAAAUGGAGGAGAGAGAGGAGACUGGGAAGGAAACUGGACAUACUCAGGAGGAAUAGGCGAAUCAGUCAUCGAUUACGUGAUAGUGGAACAAGAAUCGGAGGAAGAAAUAGAGAGAAUGGAAAUAGUAGACAAGAUUGACUCGGACCACCAGCCAAUAGUAGCAUGGCUGAAGGGACAUAAGAAUAAGGAGGCGAGAAGAAAGAGGACAGAAAGAGAGGGAGGAAGAGGAAUAUGGGACGAGGAGGGGAGAGAACCAUUUAGAGAUAAACUAGGAGAAAUAGGAACAGGAGGAGGAUUGGACGAGGAAAUAGAUGGAAUGGAAGGAAGAAUUAGAGAAGCGAUGGAGAAAGUAGAAGGGGAGAGGGAGACGGGAAGAAGAAAAAGGAGAGGAUGGUGGGAUGAAGAAUGCAAGGAAGUGAAAGGGACGGCGAGGAAAGCGUUAAAAGAGUGGCUGAGAGGAAAAGGCGAGAGGCAGGAAUACAGAAGAAAAAGGAAGGAAUACAAGGAGUUAUGUGAGAGGAAAAAGGAAGAAGAGAACAAAAACUGGAGAAAGAGGCGGAAGAAGCGCACACGGAGGAAAUGGUAUGGAGGGUGGUGA
This is a messenger RNA of Vollenhovia emeryi, 1680 nucleotides long. Its product is annotated as golgin subfamily A member 6-like protein 22. NCBI's taxonomy places the organism in Eukaryota, Metazoa, Arthropoda, Insecta, Hymenoptera, Formicidae. Bases 1 to 1680 code for a protein of 559 amino acids. The transcript has 3 exons. The record is from RefSeq and is a predicted model, not a curated record.